Molecule: messenger RNA, 3915 nt
Organism: Calidris pugnax (ruff)
Lineage: Eukaryota; Metazoa; Chordata; Aves; Charadriiformes; Scolopacidae
Gene: MICALL2
Product: MICAL-like 2
Exons: 17
Coding region: 86-2497 (803 amino acids)
Molecular function (GO): protein binding
Source: RefSeq, a predicted model, not a curated record
CGGCCGGGCUGAGCAGGGCGAGGGGCUCCCUCCUGCCCCGCCGCCAUCCCUUCCCGCCCCAGACCCGGCCCGGCCCGCCGAGGCCAUGGCCGCCAUCCAGAACCUGCAGCUGUGGUGCAAGCAGCAGUGCGAGGGCUACCGCGAUGUCAGCAUCACCAACAUGACCACCUCCUUCCGCGACGGCCUCGCCUUCUGCGCCAUCCUCCACCGCCACCGCCCCGACCUCAUAAACUUCGACUCCCUCAGUAAAGAAAAUGUGUACGAGAACAACAAGUUGGCAUUUCGAGUGGCGGAGGAGGAGCUGGGCAUCCCAGCCUUGCUGGAUGCGGAGGAUAUGGUUGCUCUGAGGGUACCAGACAGGCUGAGCAUCCUCACCUAUGUUUCCCAGUAUUAUAACUACUUCCAUGGACGGUCUCCUAUUGGAGGCAUGGCUGGAAUCAAGCGUCCUUCCUCUGAGCCUCAGGAGCAGCCUCUUGGGAAGAAGGCUGUUGCAGAGCCUCCCAAACCAGUGCCACCAAAACUGCCUCCUGCCCACCCACCAGCCAGAGCUAAGCCAAAAGAAACCUCCCCGGUCACCACGAAGGGGGUCCUGGCAGAGAGCGGGAACAUCCCGAGCAGCAGCUGUGGGGUCUGCGGAAAGCAUGUCCACCUGGUGCAGCGCUACUUGGUGGAUGGGAAGCUCUACCACAGGAACUGCUUCAGGUGCAGGCAGUGUUGGAUUGUGCUUCUUCCUGGAAACUACAAAGCUGGGCCUGAGCCCGGUACCUUCAUCUGUACAAGCCACCAGCAGCCAGACAAUGUCCAGAUCUCUGGUCUUCGCAGCACGGGGAACAAACCUGAGAGUACCCCAGCCCCUGCCACUGCCAGGGCGUUCCAGAAAACAGCAGAACCCAAGAAACCAGAGCAGAUGUUGAAGAAAUCCGGCCAAGAAGGCCUUGCUAAUUCAACCAAGCCAUCUGUUUCAUCUUCUGGAAGCUCUGGCUUCAAAAGCGUAAAUACUCCUUGGUCCUCUUCACCUGUAAAUAAACCAAAUGACUGCAGAGGUACCCCGUUGGGAAAUAAAACAGAUCACCCUGAAGGUACCUCCUCAGGGCCUCUUUGGACAACCUCCACAUCAAAAACACAGCAAGCCCGAGACAAUUUUUUUCGGUCAUCGGAGUCCUCCAGCAAUAAAACCUCUGACACUAAAAAACAAGUCCCUUCUUCUCAUGACCCUGGUAAAACCACCUCUGCCAGAAGCACUGCUGAGGUCAGGCCAGUGAAUGCUGGGAAGGAUCAGGCACGUAACCACAUUAUACAGGCUCUGGCUGGAUCUAACGCCUCCCCAAACAAGCCAGGAGGACCCAGUUCCACUGGCUCCUCAGCAUCCAGCAGUGGCAAGUUUUCUCCCAGCAGUUCUCAGGGGCAGAGUCCAGCUUCGACAGCCCAGUCCAGCAAAACAGGGUACACAGCACCAAAACAGGAAAAGAUCCCAGACCCUCUGCCCAAGAGCCAGGCUGGCAGCAAACCUGUCAGCUCUGGGCACAAACAGGAGGCAAAAGGCAUCAAAGGAAGCACGAACACUGGCGAGGACAAGUCUGAGAGCCCAGCAGACUGGAGAUCCCUGUUGAAGCCUGUGGCCAACAAAGACCAAGGUGGCUCUAAGAAACCUACUGAUACCUCCCAGGUGGGAACAGGGAGCCCAGCACACAAGGAGACAAAGCCAAGUCCAUUAGUUGUCCCACCAGCAAAGCAGGACUCCGCUUCAUCUGGUGGAUGCAUGAAGAAGAAGUUGAUCCCCAGCUCAGAUCUUAUCAGGAGCUGUCAGAAUUCAAAGCAAGGCUGGGAAGACCCUGUGAGCUCUGCCAAGGAGGAGAAAGAGGGCAACCAGUUGAAGAAAAGCACUACCACAUUUAAACCUUCUGUUCCGGAAACCAUCCGGAGCCCUGAAGCAAUGUCCCCAACCAAGCUGCACCCAGACUACCUCCCUGAGGAGGAAAUCCAGGAGAAGGUCCGUGACAUAGAGAAGCAGCUGGAUGAGCUGGAAUUGAAAGGAGUGGAGCUGGAGAAGCAGCUGCGUGGUUGCGAAGGAGACGAGUCUGAGGAUGCCCUCAUGGUGGAUUGGUUCAAACUGAUCCAUGAGAAGCAGCUGCUGCUCAGACAGGAGUCAGAGCUGAUGUACAAGAUGAAGCAGCAGGAGCUGGAGGAGCAGCAGUGGAACAUCGAGACGGAGCUGCGGCAUCUCAUGAGCAAGCCAGAGGAACUGAAGACACCCAGGGAGAAGGAGCGAGAGAAGGAGCUGCUGGAGUCGUACCUGAACACGGUCAACGAUCGGAAUAAUAUCGUGGAGUGCCUGGAUGAGGACAGACUCAGAGAGCAAGAGGAGGACCAGAUGUUGGCAGACAUGAUCCAGAGGUUGGAUGGAUCUUUCGAGAGCCAGGAGCCAGACAAGAAGAAGAACAAGUUCCGCUUGUCCAAAAUAUGGAAGCAGAAAAAUAAGAAUAAAGCUCAGGACUGAUGUUCCUUUGCCCAGUGGCCCAGAGAGGGCCAUCAAAGAGAUGUUCCUUCCUCACUGCUGCUUUCCUGGAGUCAUGCAGGACUGUGAUGAGCCUCCUCUGCUCCCUGACAAGGAGCCUGCAGGUUUGUGGACCUAAUGGACGGUGUGAAUCCCCUCUGGCGCUGGGAUAGGGCCCAAGAAUGCCUUUCCCAGAAGAUGGACUUGGAAGACUGUUUUCCUCUUUGGAUCUAGCUCAGAGCUGGCUUCAGCCUCGUUGGCAGCUCAGGAGGACAGAGCUUGAUUUGCCCAUCCUCAAUGCAGGAGCGUGGCACUGCAUUGUCACCCCACGGUGCCCCCCACUCAAACUGGGCUGUGCUGCUCUGCAAAAGGUCCUUCCUCCCUCCUGUCCUCCCUCCUUGCAUGUGCUGCAGCUCUGUGGCCAGGAUCAGAGACGCAGAGAGGGAGGUGCUGUGGGGCAAGAGAGAGUGAGGGUCUUCCCCUUAUUGUACCAGUGCAAACUGGAGCUGUGGGCCCCACAGCCGAGGGGAGGCAGAGAGCAGAACCACCUCCAUAUCUAUGGGGUGGGAUGUCCUAGACCCAGAGUGGCUUCAGCAAUAGUGCUCUCUUUGCAGACCUCCUUCUGGGAGCCAUGAGAGCUUGCUCACUGCUUCAUUCCCUCUGUGGGGGACAUUAGUAGCUUCCUUCUUCCUCUGACUGCCCAGCGAAGCAGGGUUCUCCUUGCCCACCCUGCUGGAGACAAACAGAAGUCUUCUUUUAACAACCUGGUGCUAACUGGGAGCAGAAGGGAAUUCAUGGGUUUGCCUCACCCACUAGUCUUCCAUAUGAGACCAGCAUUUCAUCUCCUGAGGCUCUGUCCCUGGCCAGCCAGCGCCCUCAAGGGGUGCUGUGGUCCGCCUUGGUGGGACCAGGAGAGUACGAGCAGGUCCUGGGCUGUUGGCAAUGUCUUUCCACUCUUCCCUCAGUCUGGAGUGACUGGAGCCAGACCCCUGCCCCGUGUGGCAUCCCCCCCUCUUCCCAGUCACCUCGGGGGGCGAGGAUGGAGAUGGGCAGAGGAAAGAUCAAGAAUAAUUUGUGAUGUCUCUAACUCGGCUAUACGUGGACUUCCCUACCCUUCCCUCCUGCAAGCCCAGGUACUUCUGAGCGUUCUUGGGUCCUCUUGUCCAGCAGGAGAGAGUUGGAAUUUUGCAGGGAGAGGGUUUGGUGCCCGCUGUGCCCGGUGGCAGAGCGGAGGCGAUGCGUCCCUUACCCACGAGGUGGCAGUGGGACUCUCUGUCCUGGGCACCGCAGGGCUCUGCUGGGACAGGGACCCACCAACCGAGGGGCUUCCUGCUGCCCACGGCCUGUGCCACGUGUGGACACGGGGUGGGUCACCCUGUACCUGCAUAUGCUUUUGUCCAAUAAAAAGUUGCUGGAGCGAA